UCGAAUCAAUGGGAAACGGGCAAUCAAUAAGGGUGCGACGCACUCCUUUUCGCUAUCACCGAAUUUCUCCUUCCAAUUCACUAAACCAACCUCUGCUCGAUGACGACAGCCAGUCCAUGCUGCCAAACCUUCAACUUGAAGCCCAUCAAAAACAGAAAGCAGCUUUGGAGAAAGAAAAUCGUGAUCUCAGGUCUGCACUCUCCAGGCUAGAAUCCAAGCUCCAAUCAAAGGCCACUGAAGCCCAAGGGAGAAACACCAGCCUUGAGAGAGAGGUUAAUGAACUGAAGAGUCAAGUAUCAAAGCUAAAAUCUGAACGCCAAGUACUUGACAAAGCUCACAAAUUUGCCACUGAAGCCCAAGGGAGAAACACCAGCCUUGAGAGAGAGGUUAAUGAACUGAAGAGUCAAGUAUCAAAGCUAAAAUCUGAACGUCAACUUGACAAAGCUCACAAAUUUAAACAAGAAGAGGCAAUUGAGAAGCUAAAGAGAAGCAAUACUGCUUUGGAGGACAAAGUUAAGAAGCAGUCAGUUACCACUAUCUCUGAGAUGAAGACUGCUUCAUCUGAUUCACAUGCACAAGUGUUGUCGGUUGCAGUGGUACCUCAAAUUGAGACAGCAACUUGGGAGAAAGAUGAUGUUGAGAUAGCAAGUACAGAGAAUGAUAUUGCUGCCUGCCUUGUCGUUCUGAUCUUGUUAGUGUCUAUUCUCAUUGGCAUCAGCCUGUAAUUUCCCUGAUCAGAAAAAACGGUGGGCUUCCUGAUUCGCGUGUCGAUGCAUGGUUUACACUUGCCAUUAAUUUCUAAGGGUUUGCAAGAAAGUGUAUUUUCUUUUCUUUUUUCCUUUUUUUGACGUAGUCUCAAUGUGGAGACAUGUGCUUAAUCAACAAGGUGUGAUGUUUCUGAUCUAUUUUCAAUUGUCUUCCUCCUCAUUUGCUUUGUAAUUUCCUUUGGUUGAU
This is a messenger RNA of Corylus avellana, 954 nucleotides long. RefSeq lists its product as uncharacterized. Lineage: Eukaryota; Viridiplantae; Streptophyta; Magnoliopsida; Fagales; Betulaceae. The record is from RefSeq and is a predicted model, not a curated record.